Messenger RNA from Paracoccidioides brasiliensis Pb18, 639 nucleotides. RefSeq lists its product as uncharacterized. The coding region runs from base 1 to 639 and encodes 212 amino acids. The transcript has 3 exons. The record is from RefSeq and is a predicted model, not a curated record.
AUGGUCAACCUCACCUCCUUCUCCCUCCCUCUUCUCCUCACAGCACUCACAACACUCACCUCAACCUCCACCAUCCCCCUUCAACAUCGCACACCCCCCAAUACCCCCAGCCCCAGCGAGGCACGCACACUCCUCUCCUCCAUUACCGUGGGCCCCCAAGGCCCCCAAGACGGCUAUAAUCGAACUUCAUUCCCGCAUUGGAUCACCAUAAAAGGCGCAUGCAACACCCGCGAGACCGUGUUGAAGCGGGAGGGCAAAGACGUGGGAAUUGGCGCUGACUGCUCUGCAAAGUCUGGGUCGUGGUAUAGUGUCUAUGACGGCGCGACGUGGACGAGGGCAAGCGAUGUAGACAUUGACCAUGUCGUGCCGUUGAGUAAUGCGUGGAAGAGCGGGGCGGAUAAAUGGACAACAGAUACGCGAAGGAGCUUCGCGAAUGACUUGGAGAAUCCGCAGUUGGUGGCUGUUACUGAUAAUGUUAAUCAGGACAAGAGUGACUCGGGUCCUGAGGAAUGGAAACCCCCGCUUGCAUCCCACCAUUGCGAGUACGCCUGCAUGUGGGUAAAAGUCAAAUUCAUCUAUGAUCUGACAGUCACUGGCACCGAGAAAUCUGCGUUAACUGAUAUGUUGGGUACUUGCUGA